Messenger RNA from Oncorhynchus masou masou (cherry salmon), 3033 nucleotides. RefSeq names its product alpha-tocopherol transfer protein-like. The transcript has 5 exons. Gene Ontology annotation, molecular function: vitamin E binding; lipid transfer activity; phosphatidylinositol bisphosphate binding. The record is from RefSeq and is a predicted model, not a curated record. Gene Ontology annotation, biological process: vitamin transport; vitamin E metabolic process. Gene Ontology annotation, cellular component: late endosome; membrane. Bases 212 to 1117 code for a protein of 301 amino acids. Lineage: Eukaryota; Metazoa; Chordata; Actinopteri; Salmoniformes; Salmonidae.
AGUAAAAUGCUGUACAGCCUUGAUUUCGUCGCAUAAAGUAUGUGCCUUGUUGUACAGAGGUGAGUAAGUAAGCCGCGUGCGCGUUGACGAGCGAGACUAUUUCAGUAGCCUAUUCUGAUUGCGCCGAAGGAAGUUUCUUCAUUCUCUGUUGUGUAAAUAAGAGUAACUUACUUUUGUAUGUGAUGGGCGUGAAAUGUGAUACAGUACCGACAUGAAGUCCGGAGAGGAGACGGAUUACGAGGGAGACCUAAAUAGUUUGCCCGACGACUCCAACUUUGUCAAACCUUAUUUAUUAGAACUGAGACAGAGGGCACAGAAAGACAUCAUCGACCCGCAGCAAAGCUUGAAUUGGUCAGACAGUUUUCUAAUAAAGUUUCUGCGAGCGAGAGACUUUAAUGUUGAUCUGUCACUGAAGGUUGGUAUCUCGCUACUCUUUAAUUACCAGCGUUGGAGGAGAGAGUGCCCAGAGAUCAGUGCCAACCUGCAGCCGUCCUCUGUCCUGGGACUCCUCCAGAAUAACUACCAUGGAGUGCUGAGGGACCGGGACCUCAGCGGCAGCAGAGUGCUCAUCUAUAGGAUCGGCCAGUGGAACCCCAAAGACUUCACAGUGUACGAGGUGUUCCGUGUCAGUCUGAUCACAUCUGAGCUGAUCGUCCAGGAGACGGAGACUCAGAGGAAUGGACUAAAAGCCAUUUUUGACAUGCAGGGAUGGUGCUUCGCUCAUGCCCUCCAGAUCAACCCCUCCCUGGCCAAAAGGAUCUCCUCUGUGCUCACGGACUCGUUCCCUCUGAAGGUGCGAGGGAUCCAUCUGAUCAACGAGCCCAUAUUCUUCAGACCCGUCUUCGCCAUGCUCCGCCCAUUUCUGCCCGAUAAGAUCAAACAGCGGAUCCAUAUGCAUGGCAGCACCUUCAAAGAGACUCUGAGGGAUUUUUUCUCCGAAGACAUCCUCCCCCAGGAGUACGGGGGCAGCGGACCCUCCCUGGAAGAGGUGUGUCAGGAGUGGACCUCCCACAUCCUGCAGUCUGAGGAACUCCUCACCCAGCUUUCCAUCUACCCUGCAGUAGAUGAGGUCACCUCUGACCCAGAACCUGACAGCCAGUCUGCCUACAGCUCCUGACUCCCCAUAGACUACACAUCCCAGAGUGUAUCUCACUGACCAACCACACAACUCGUAGCAUCCUUCUGAAGUCCAAUUUCUUAUUCCUUCCUUCACCUUCUUUUUUAAGGGAAGUCCAAUCGAUAUGGUUGGGGUGCACAACUUGAGCUCUCGGUCCAAGAUUGUCUGCUAGUUUUGAGUUUAUAUGAGCAUCCUGUUUAUUUAUUUCAAGUUUUUAUCAGUAGUUGAUGAAACGAUAGGAUGAUGACGAGGGAUGCUCGGUAGGAGCUAGUGCUCAAAAUAGUAUCAUAACACAUUGUGUUUCAGUAAUAACACAUUGGAAUUGGGCCUAGACAACUUUUCUCCAUCUCAUCUGUUUUAUGGGGUUUGCAAACAUUUAUAUUAUUGGGACGGCAGGUAGCCUAGCGGGUGGGAGCGAUGAGCCAGUAACCGAAAGGUUGCUAGAUCGAAUCCCAGAGCUGACAAGGUAAAACAUUUCAUUCUGCCCCUGAGCAAGGCAGUUAACACACUGUUCCCUGGGUGCAAAAGUGUUGAUUAAGGCAGCCCUCCGUGGCUCUCUGAUUCAGAGGGGUUGGGUUAAAUGCAGAAGACACAUUUCAGUUGAAUGCGUUCAGUUGUAAGACUGACUAGGUAUCCCCCUUUACUCAACCAAAAGAAAGAAAUGUGCUUCCAUAAUGUGUUAAAACAAAAGACAAGGUUAAAUACAUAUUUUAGCUAUUUGUACAGUUCUGUGAAUGUCUAGUGUAGUGGUGAAGUGUAUUUUUAUACAAUGAUUGGUGUUUUAAUUAAUUACGAAGAUUAAGUGCUUAGUUCUUUACUCAAAUUAGUAUAAGCUGAGCCAGCCUGUUCUUGGAAAGAUCCGUUAAUCCAGAUUGAUAAUACAAGAUAGCAAAAAUCCCUGAAUAUCCUUUGCCCAGUCUGUAGUAGCAAACUCAGAGGAAAUUGAUUCAGUUCUUUGCUGUUUUGUCUUUUUCUCACAGACAAUUAUGAAAGAAAUGUCCUCACAUUUUGUUCACAUUUUUUUUUAAAGAAAGACAAUGUUUUCAACAUCUCUCUCACUCAGAUGAGAGAAGUGCUAAAUACGUCUCUGUUUAUUAUUACAGAAGCUCUAGUCCAGUGAAGGCUGCUGAGGGGAGGACGGUGCAUGGUGGCUGGAAUGGAGUCAAUGGAAUGGUUCCAAACACAUCAAACGCGUGGUUUGCAUGUGGUUGAUACCAUUCCAUUGACUCCAUUCCAGCCAUUGUUAUGAGCUGCCCUCCCUUCAGCAGCAUUCACUGCUCUAGUCCAUUCCCCGUCUUCAUGUGAAACAGUCCAAAGGUCUAAAAGCCGUCCAAAGGGGCAGUGUGUUGAGCUUAGUUAGGUUCUCUCACAACAUUGUGUUGAGCCUGGCUGGGAUCUUUCUCAGUCUACUGUGUUGAGUUUGGCUGGGCUCUCUCCCCUCCUGACCUUAGGCCCUCAGUAAACUCAGUAAACAAGCCCUCUGUCCAUGUAUGAGGAGAUUUCAUCACAUUUGGAUGGCUUGAUUUAAUAAUGUUCAGUUAUGCUUUAUUUGUGUCCGUUUGUUUGGAGUUUAGGAGCAAGACGAGCAAAAUGAUUUUUGAUGAAGUGCCUCUGUGUUUCUCUAUUGAUAUUCUACUUGAGGCUUGUUGGAACACAUUGCUUGCUACAUCUUUAUGACCAAUAUCAUUGCAUUGAGGAAAUGUGAACAUACCAGUAAUUUAAAAUAACUUUUGUAAGCUUUGCGUCAUUCAGUGGUUCCUGAUAGACCGUCAUCUUGCUUCCUCAUGGCAAAGGUUUACUUUUCCUACUAUUAUUAGCUAUUGGAAUAGUACUGUAAUUAAACAACUUGCACUAUUGAAAGUUUAUUAAACUGCUAUAGAAGGUGAAUAUUUUAUUAAAAUAUCAAAUUAAUAUUA